GCAACUGUGACUAUAUAAGUCCAACAUGCAAUUAAUCCAAACACAACUAACACAACAAAGAAAGCAGAGAAAGCAGAGAAAUUCAAAUAAUUGGAGUAGUAGUCAUGUGUUCUUCGUCUGGGUUUUUAUGGUCUUCAACCGCAGAGGAGGUUACUCAAGGGAUUGAUGGAAGUGGCCUCACUGCUAUUGUUACAGGAACAACCCAUGGUAUUGGCACUGAGACUGCAAGAGUUCUUGCACUGCGAGGUGUUCAUGUGAUUAUGGGGGUAAGAAAUAUGAUUGCUGGAAAAAAUCUCAAAGAAGCAAUAAUUAAGGAGAUUCCCACAGCUAAAGUUGAAGCAAUGGAGCUAGAUCUUAGUUCAAUGGAUUCAAUCCGGAAAUUUGUAUCAGAGUUUAAUUCUUCUGGUCUUCCAUUGAACAUCCUCAUAAACAAUGCAGGAAUUUGUGCAGCGCCUUUCACACUGUCCAAAGACAACAUUGAACUACAGUUUGCCACUAAUCACUUAGGUCAUUUUCUUUUAACAAAUCUUCUAUUGGAUACUAUGCGGAAAACAGCACGUGAAAGCAAGAAAGAGGGAAGAAUUGUUAAUCUAUCCUCUGAUGGUCACCGUUAUAUAUAUCCUGAAGGAAUCUCUUUUGAUAAAAUUAAUGAUGAGUCAAGCUACCAGAGAUGGAAGGCAUAUGGUCAAUCAAAGCUUGCUAACAUUUUACAUGCCUAUGAACUUGGAAGACGUCUCAAGGAAGAAGGAGUAGAUAUUACUGCAAAUUCUCUUCAUCCGGGAGCGAUUAUCACCGGUAUUGUAAAUCUUGAGGUUGGUCUAACUAUGCCAGCCGAGAUGCAUACUGUGCUUGGGAAAUACGAGAUUAAAAGUGUCCAGCAGGGAGCAGCAACAACAUGCUAUGUAGCAUUGCAUCCACAAGUGAAGGGGAUUAGUGGCAAGUAUUUUUCAGACAUUAACUUGGCUGAACCAAGCUCACAUGGAACAGACACUGAGUUGGCAAAGAAGCUCUGGGAUUUCAGCAUGAAAUUAACUGAAUAGAAUACUCAAAACUCAAAAGCAUUUGUCAAUGCAGAUGGAAAACACUUCUCUAUUGAAUGAAAAGUAUUAUGAUAUAAGUAUCUGAUUAUUGCAUUCUAUGCCUCUAUAUGGCAUUGAACCUAUAUGUAUGGUGUUAUGAAACUUAUACUUGAUGGCGCAUAGCAUCAAUGUUCAUUAAAUUGGAAAAAUGAAAUUUUAUUUUUAUCU
This is a messenger RNA of Lotus japonicus, 1247 nucleotides long. Its product is annotated as short-chain dehydrogenase TIC 32, chloroplastic-like. The record is from RefSeq and is a predicted model, not a curated record. The transcript has 8 exons. Lineage: Eukaryota; Viridiplantae; Streptophyta; Magnoliopsida; Fabales; Fabaceae. Bases 105 to 1040 code for a protein of 311 amino acids.